Messenger RNA from Penicillium macrosclerotiorum, 408 nucleotides. RefSeq lists its product as uncharacterized. Lineage: Eukaryota; Fungi; Ascomycota; Eurotiomycetes; Eurotiales; Aspergillaceae. Bases 1 to 408 code for a protein of 135 amino acids. The transcript is spliced from 2 exons. The record is from RefSeq and is a predicted model, not a curated record.
AUGCGCGCGAUCGGCCUAGAGCGUGAUAGCAGCGACACCGUCGCCGCCAUAAUCAAGGCGACGCGCAAAGGGGGCAAUGUGGCACUGAUCGGGGAUUUCUUCUUUACUACCCAUGAUUUCCCCAUCGGUGCAUUGAUGCAGAAGGCUUUGACCGUUCGAGGAGGUCAAGCCUGGCCCCAAAAAUAUCAUCCAUUCCUGCUCGACUUGGUCAUCUCAGGAAAGCUGGAUCCGUCCUGGAUGUUCACAUAUGAGGACGAGUUCGAGAACAUUGCCGAUCAUUAUCAGCGGUGUGCCCAGCAUGAAGUCCCCGGGGGCUUGAAAGUGUGCCUGGUCACAGCCUUUGGCCGCAGCGAGCGAAUGCAACCCAGUAGCGACAUGAUUGUCAAUCAAGAUAGCAAUGAUGGCUGA